AGAAACUACACCACCGUGCCCUGAACACCUGUAUGUGCAUGUGUUCAUUAAAGUGCUAGUAUUCAUUGUAGCUCUGCCUGGUGAUGAUAACCUGCACGAAUUCGUACGUAUUUACCGGUUUUCCGUGUGCGGUGUGUGGCGUUUCUCAUUAUUGACGAUGUGUGGAUUUCUGCAUAUUUUUUCUUAACAUUGUAAUGGGUGGUGGAUGGGAGUUGCUGCAUCAGAUGCUCCCAGCGAGAUGUGUAUUGUUACAGCGUCCAGCUCUCGCCCUGGAUGUUCUGCGAUGGGUGAUCCAUGGAAAUCGAGUUUUGGGUUUCAUCCUUAGGGAAACGCGGGAAAGUGAGGAGAUGGUUGAGAAACUUGUACCAGGAGUUCAAAUUACGCGAAGUAGUAAUGCGCACUUGAAGUAUCUGAGCCUUCUUUUGCUGACUGGACAGAAUGCGCUGGAAGGUAUCAUGGUGCGGUAUUCCCGUGUUCGAACGAACGACUUGUACAUAACGUCUACUGCGACAUUGAUGGUUGAAGUUGCGAAGCUGUUUGCCAGUAUGAUGUUAUUGGCUCACGAAGAGGGUGGGCUUGGCCCUGCCUUGAGGGUUGUUACUGAAGUUGUUCAAAACAGUCCAGUUGAAACCCUCAAAGUGGCUUUGAUCUCACUGGUGUACGUCAUUCAGAAUAACUUUCUAUUCGUUGCAGCGUCAAACUUGGAUGUAGCAACAUUUCAAGUCACAUACCAAAUGAAAAUUCUCACCACCGCAUUGUUCUUCGUGUUCAUCCUGCAAACUAGGUUAAUACGUACGCAAUGGCUUGCGCUAUUCACCUUAACCGCCGGCAUCGCGUUGGUGCAAUUGGCCAAUAUUGGCAGCUCUUCUGCAAACCAGAAAUCUGAUGAAUCGGCGAUUGUUGGUCUUAGUGCUGUGAUUUUUGCCUGUUGUCUUUCAGGGUUUGCAGGUGUAUACUUUGAAAAAAUAUUAAAGUCAUCCGUAUCCAGCGUAUGGUUGAGAAAUGUUCAGUUGAGUUUUCUGUCCAUACCACUGGCUUUAGCUAUCAGUGCUGUAUAUGAUGCCGAUGUUAUCAUAGAGAAGAGCUUUUUCUUUGGCUAUGAUUAUUACGUUAUGCUUGUGAUUGUUGUCAAGGCAAGUGGUGGACUGAUCGUGGCAUUAGUUGUUAAGUACGCUGAUAACAUUCUGAAGGGAUUUUCCACAUCAAUAGCCAUUAUAAUAGGCUGUAUUGCAAACGUAAUGUUUUUUGGUGUGUCCCUCAGUUUUCAGUUUCUCCUUGGAACUGCCUUGGUGAUUUUCUCCGUGUUUCUGUAUGGUUAUAAACCUCCGGUUGUUAUAAGUGAAAAUCGCAAAACGGACGAGUCAGCGUAAGAAUUGUGACAAAUCAGGAAGGGAGCUCGUCCCUCGUGAGUCGUGAUUCAAUUUUCUUGGUGACGAAAUACGCCAGUAAUUCUUGCAAUCCUUCCAUUGACGAUGACAAUUUUUGCGGAAUUGUACUUUUGGUGUAGGUGCUUUCGAGAUUGGCCGGUAGCCUGGUCUUUUUUGUUGAAAUUUUUUAUUCAAUUGCUGCCAUGAAACGGUUAUGUGUUAUUGACGGAACCACCACUGAGCCUUCCGCGCACUGAGGUUUUUUUAAAGUCAAGUUGGAACUUGCUGCGUUCACACGACCGAAGAUCUCUCAAAAUUUUUCCUAUGAAACAUUUUUGAGAUUUGCGCGGUAAUGGGACCAACAAUCACCCCUAUCCAGUAUUUUGAACGUUUGUGUGGCUUUUGGUGUUUUCUAUGGAGCACGGAAAAGGUUGUGAUACUUGAUAAACAUUUUGCUGGUGUGAUUCUGCA
Messenger RNA from Notodromas monacha, 1838 nucleotides. NCBI's taxonomy places the organism in Eukaryota, Metazoa, Arthropoda, Ostracoda, Podocopida, Cyprididae. The record is from the annotation of a GenBank genome assembly.